Phyllostomus discolor (pale spear-nosed bat) is the source of this 752-nucleotide messenger RNA. It is a transcript of the gene ZNF576, whose product is annotated as zinc finger protein 576. The record is from RefSeq and is a predicted model, not a curated record. NCBI's taxonomy places the organism in Eukaryota, Metazoa, Chordata, Mammalia, Chiroptera, Phyllostomidae.
CCAGAGGGGUCCCUAGUCACCAUAGAGGACCCGCUUCCUAAGGAGACCAGGGAGCAGCAGGAUUCUUCCAAAGAGAGGAGUCCUUGCGGUACAGGAGUUGACAUCUACCAUAUGGGCGCCCUGCAGUGCAUCCGCUGCCUCAUCUUCGCUAACUCCAAGUUCCAGCAGCAUCACAUGAAAUGGGAGCACCCAGCAAGCACAGCCCAGAAGCUGCAGGGGACCCUCUUCAUCUGCUUCACCUGCAGCUGCUCCUUCCUCUUAUCCAAGGCCCCGAUCACCCACCAGCACAGCCACAGUCCCACCACCAGGCCCUCCCUGCUGGCUGUACCACCACUGUUCAGCCCACCUUCCCCUGUUCUGACUGGCAGGACCUUUGGUCAGGCUCUGAGGUGGCACUGCCAGGUGAGUGAGGCCCGCACCCCUCCUGGCCUCUGUGCUUGCACAGAGUGUGGGCAGGACCUUGCCCAGGAAGCUGGGCUGCAUCUACAGUACAUCCGGCAUGCCCGUGGGGAGCUUGGAGUGCAGCUUCAGCCCUCCCUAGGGCAUUGGGGGUUCUAUGGCUGGUGGAACCCUCCUCUGAUAUGGGAUGGGCCCUUGGAAUUUGCUUUCCUCCCAGGAAAGGCAAAGGGCUAUUGAGAAGUAGGGCCCAGAAGAUGUUUCUCAUUUAGAGCUUCAGUUUUUGGAGAACAGAAAGGCCUUUGGGGAAUCAGGGAAAUCGGACAAUAGUCAGAUGUUUUGUUUAAAAAAAAAAA